CACGCGGCCAGCCCUGACUCGAGGUCAAAGAUGUGUGUACCUGAAGAAGCUCUCUUCGUCUUCAUCACUCACAUCACUUCGUUUCUGUUGAUUGACUCUUCUAUAGAUACGGCCAUUCCAAGUUCCUGGUACGGUCAUCUGUCAUCUGUUCUUCAACAACCUCCCCCUACCCCCACCCCCACCCUCUGCAAAUUCCCACACAGGUCGGUUUCUUCUUUCCCCCACUCUCAACUCUCUGCAAAUCCUGUCAGUUUUUUGCGCCACUCUUUUCUGUUCUUUUCUUUUUUAAUAAAAAAAGAUCUCGUUUUUCCCCUUUGGUCUGCAAAUUUGUUCAGAUAGAUUGUCCUUUUUGUUGACUUUUGACGCAUUCAAACUGGCCAUGCGUUUUCCAUGAACUUAUCUUCCUCUGUUGUUGUUUUACGCUGUACCAAAGUUUCAGAGGGCGGGUUGAAAUCCAUGGGCAGCCCACCCGAACUGCUCAUUCUUUUUCCUCCCUUUGACAACCUUAUCUGAACAUGGACGCGGUUUAUCGGGUAUGGGUCACUGUUUCAUCGUAUUUGCAACCUCUGUUAGUCCUCGUCGCUUCGUUCCUUUCCAGGCUGCGGAAGGGUGUUUCUUAUUCUUCGGAGAAAAGCUUGGGGUUCUCAGAAACCCCGACUGAGUCUGUUCUUCUUGGCGGCUAUGAAACGGAGACGGAUUCAGUGCGGAUAUCUGAAGAAGAAAUAAAUGACGAGAAGGAAAACACUGAUUAUGGUUUCACUUUCAGAUUUCCCACCUACCAGGAAUUUAUUAAUGGCAAGAAAGAGACUGGUGUUGAUUCUAAGAACCAAGAGUUUGAUAAGGGUUCUACAGGUCCAAUUACUGAACAAUUAGAUAUUGAUUCUAAGGGCGUGUGCUUAGAUGGAGAUGAAGACACUGUUUCAUUAAACAGGGUGUUGGAGGAAAAUCAUUUUCAAGGAGAAACUGUUUCUAAUAAGAGCAAAGUUGAGAUUUAUGACAGUGGUGUUUGGAAAGAAGAGAAAACUGAAGAAUUUGUUAAACCAGAGGACCAAUCGUGUAGUGAUGAUCUUGAUUUUUCCAGUGAGAUUCUGAUUCAAUUUGAGGAGAAGAAAUCCUUAAACAGGGUGUUGGAUGAAAAUCAGUUUCAAGCAGAAAGUGUUUCUAAUAAGAGCAAAGUUGACAUUUUUUACAGUGGUGUGUGGAAAGAAGAGAAAACUGAAGAAUUUGUAAAACCAGAGGACCAAUUGUGUAGUGAUGAUCUUGAUUUUUCCAGUGAGAUUCUGAUUCAAUUUCGGGAAAAGAUCUCCAUAAACAGGGUGUUGGAUGAAAAUCAGUUUCAAGGAGAAACUGUUUCUAAUAAGAGCAAAGUUGAGAUUGCUGACAGUGGUGUGUGGAUAGAAGAGAAAACUGAAGAAUUUGUUAAUACAGAGGACCAAUUGUGUAGUGAUGAUCUUGAUUUUUCUAGUGAGAUUCUGAUUCAACCUGAGGAAAAGAAAUCCAUAGAAGAGAAGAGUUGUUGUACUGAUGAUGCAGAUGAGAAAGAUUUACACAAUGAAGGAAGCUUCUUCUGGUCUGAUGAAGAUUUUGGAGGAGACAUUGAGCUUGAUGAUAGUGCUCUAUUGGAGGAAGAUGCUUUUAAAGGGGUCAAACAAGGAAAUAGUGGAAUCCUAAAUUUGGAAUCCGGGUUUUUAUCUGAGAAUGAUUUUGAAGAAGACGAAGAAUCUGAAUUGGAGUCAUGGGAACAUGAAGAUUUGCUUGAACAGUUAAAGAUGGAACUUAAAAAGAUGAGAGGCACAAGGUUGCCAACCAUCUAUGAAGAUUCAGCAUCUCCCAAAAUGGAUGAACUUAAACCAUGGAAGAUCAAUGACAGAAUACAACGCGAAGAAAGCAUAUUAGAUGAACUGAUGAAGUUCUACAAAAUCUACAAAGAGAGAAUGCGCAAAUUUGAUAUCUUCACAAACCAAAAGCUAUUUACAUUAGGUUUUCUGCAGAAAGAGCCUUUAAAAGAUCCAUUUCAAUUGCUUUCAACCCACAAAUAUUCAACCCCGCCACCACUCUUGAAGAGUAUCUGGCCAUUCAAACAAAAAAACAGUAACAUUGAUGAUCCAGUGCUGAAGUUUGUAAAGGAUUUGCAGUGUGAACUGGAAGUGGUAUAUGUUGGGCAGAUGUGUCUUUCCUGGGAGUUCCUACACUGGCAAUAUGGGAAGAUCAUUGACUUGUGGGAAACUGACCUAUCUGGAUCCCACCAGUAUAACGAGGCUGCUGAAGAGUUUCAACAGUUCCAGGUGCUCUUGCAAAGGUACAUAGAGGAUGAACGAUUUCACGGGCGGAGAGUCCAAUGUUAUAUCAAGAGCAGAUGUGACUUCCGAAAUUUUUUGCAAGUUCCUGUUAUACGAGAAGACAAUUUGAAGGAGAUGAAGAAGGGGGGAAAGUUUGAAAAGGGUGACUUUGUAAUUACAAGUGAUGAUCUAGUGGAGAUUGUGGAAGAGUGCAUACGAAUCUUUUGGCGGUUUGUAAAAGCUGAUAAUGACUCUUCCAUCGUACAUGGGAAGUGUCACCCCGAGAUUGAGAAUGCAGAAGAUCAUGAUCUGUUAAUGGAAGUCAGAAGAAAUCUGCAAAAGAAGGAGAGGAAGCUCAAGGACUGCAUGAAAAGUGAAAAAUGCAUACUGAAGAGAUUCAGAACUUGCAGAGAUGACGAAGACGAUGAUGAUUCAGACCAUGUUCUUUGCUUUUUCUCACAAGUGGACAUGAAAUUAGUAUCUAGGGUUCUUAAUAUGUGUAGGCUAACUAGAGAGCAAUUGGUUUGGUGCUAUAACAAACUAAAUAGGAUUUCUUUUGUAAACAGAAAGAUUCAGGUAGAGUCCUCUUUUUUGCUCUUCCCAUGUUAACAUUAUACUUUUGACCACAUAUAAUCAUCAUACUUCUAUCUUUUGAUGAUUACAUUCUAUAACAUAGAAUAUUACGGAGUAUUUUGUAAGUUAUUUAUUUGCCUGAAAUGUCUGAAUAUACUGACUUUUUCUGAACACGAAAUUGAUUGUAAAUAUCC
Molecule: messenger RNA, 3046 nt
Organism: Cuscuta epithymum
Lineage: Eukaryota; Viridiplantae; Streptophyta; Magnoliopsida; Solanales; Convolvulaceae
Source: the annotation of a GenBank genome assembly